AUGGGCGAGGACGAGACGGCGCGCAAGCGCGCGAGGCUCGCCGCGCGCUUCGGGGAUGAAAACGCGCUCGAGAGUGGAUUCGGGGGGGGGGCGACGGCGUCGAGCGCGCGGGGGGGGGCGAAGCACGGGGAGGAUGGGCGCGAUGUGGGGUGUGGGAUUUCAAAAUCUGCAUCUGUCGCGACGCCGAAAGUCGUGACGACGACGACGACGGUGGAGGCGCCGUUGUCGUACGUGUGCGAGGCGCAGGAUGCUUUACGGUUUCAUAUGUGGCGCUCGGGCGAGGCGUACGCGGCGAAGGAGGCGGAGGACGCGGGUGAAGACGCGUUUGAGCCCGAGUUCACGCAUCAGGUGUUUCGAGAGGACGAGAGCGUGUUCGGAUACGCCGGAUUACGCGUGAACGUCCACGUUUCUAGGACCUCGCUAAAGGCAAUGCUUCGAAUGACGUACACGGAUAAGAUUAAGAGCGCGAUGAAUCCGGCCGAUCCGGUGGAGGAACAGUUGCGGGAGUGGUUUGACUCGGAUGGUUUGUGCGAGCUGUACACGGAUGAGGAGCGAUUUAAGGCGGAGGCGGAGAUGGCGGAACCGUGCUCGGGCGGUGUGGUCGUGAGCGAAAGUGAGAGCAAGGGUGUGGUGACUAAGAUCACCGCGUACGAGUUGGCGACGAACGAAGAGGCUAGAAAGUGGCACGCCGCAAUGGAGGCGUACGCGGUGUUCUUCAUCGAUGCCGCGAGUAAGAUUGACAACGAAGAUCCGCGUUGGACUUUGCUCGUUGCGACGCGACAUCACGCGGACGGACGUUGGGAGACCGCGGGUUUCACUACUGUGUACCGCUUUUACGCCUAUCCCGAGUCCGAACGGGCGAGAUUGAGCCAGAUUUUGGUGCUUCCGCCGUACCAACGUCAGGGGCUCGGCGGAAAGAUGCUCGAGGCUGUUCGUAAGAUCGCCAUCGAUCGUGAGAUGCGCGAUCUGACCGUUGAAGACCCCACUGAUCAGUUGCAGCGUCUACGGGACGUGCAUGAUGUCAAGGCGUGCCUGCAGGAUUCGGACAUAAUGGCAGCGGUUACGGGCGCGGCAUCGUCCGCCGCGCGCGCGCCCACGGCGGACGCAAGAAGGAUCGCGCUGUNNNCGAUCUUCGAUGCGGCGGCCUCGAAACUAAAGAUUUGCAAGCCGCAGAUGCGUCGAGUUUGGGAGGCACUGCUGUUCAUAUUCGCCAAGCGCUCAAAAGCGCCGGAGAAUAGCCCAGUGGCUGACGCUUUCAGAGAGCUCAUCAUUCGUCGCCUCAAGGCGAUGUACACGUCCAACUCCGAGAAGGAUGUUGGCACUAAGCGCAUCAUCCCGAUCGGAGACACCGAUUUCGUGAUGACCAAGGCGCAAGGUACCACGGGCGAGGCACCGCAGAUGGAAAAUCCCGAGGAAGGCCAGGCUGACAUCACCGAAGUCCUCGGCGAGCUCUUCUCCGAGUGCGUUCAAAAUUUGAGCUUCAUCCACGCCCAGUGUAAGGACGGAUGA
Messenger RNA from Ostreococcus tauri, 1509 nucleotides. RefSeq names its product Histone acetyl transferase HAT1 N-terminal. NCBI's taxonomy places the organism in Eukaryota, Viridiplantae, Chlorophyta, Mamiellophyceae, Mamiellales, Bathycoccaceae. The transcript has 2 exons. The coding region runs from base 1 to 1509 and encodes 502 amino acids. Gene Ontology annotation, biological process: subtelomeric heterochromatin formation. Gene Ontology annotation, cellular component: nucleus. Gene Ontology annotation, molecular function: histone H4 acetyltransferase activity. The record is from RefSeq and is a predicted model, not a curated record.